AUGUGGUCCUGGUUUGGUGGUGCGGCCGCCCAGAAGCGGAAGGAUGCGCCGAAGAAUGCCAUUCUUGCGCUGCGGGAGCAGCUAGAUAUGUUACAAAAGAGAGAGAAGCAUCUAGAGAAUCAGAUGGCCGAGCAAGAGGCUGUUGCUAAGAAAAAUGUGGCUUCAAAUAAGACCGCCGCCAAGGCCGCUCUUCGACGGAAAAAGGUCCACGAGAAGAACUUCGAACAGACACAGGCCCAGGUCGCACAGUUAGAACAGCAGAUAUAUGCUAUUGAAGCGGCAAAUAUCAACCAUGAGACCCUCAACGCCAUGAAGAUGGCUGGAACAGCCAUGGAAAAGAUUCACAACGGCAUGACCAUCGACAAGGUCGACGAGACAAUGGACAAACUUCGAGAACAAGCAGCGCUCAACGAAGAAAUUGCACAAGUAAUCGCCAACAACCCGCUGGGCGAACAGCCGGACGAAGACGAACUGGACGAGGAACUCGAGGGUCUGGAGCAGGAAGCUAUGGACGAGCGCAUGCUCAACACAGGCACAGUACCGGUUGCGGAUCAACUCAACCGGCUACCUGCGCCAACAAACGCAGAACCCGCCAAAGCGAAACAAAAGGAAGAAGAAUCAGACGAGGAGGCCGAGUUGGAAAAACUACGGGCGGAAAUGGCUAUGUGA
Messenger RNA from Aspergillus puulaauensis, 669 nucleotides. It is a transcript of the gene SNF7, whose product is annotated as ESCRT-III subunit protein SNF7. The coding region runs from base 1 to 669 and encodes 222 amino acids. The transcript is spliced from 4 exons. Gene Ontology annotation, biological process: late endosome to vacuole transport via multivesicular body sorting pathway; vesicle budding from membrane. The record is from RefSeq and is a predicted model, not a curated record. Gene Ontology annotation, cellular component: multivesicular body; ESCRT III complex; cytoplasmic side of plasma membrane. Lineage: Eukaryota; Fungi; Ascomycota; Eurotiomycetes; Eurotiales; Aspergillaceae.